GAGACGUGAUUGUGUUUAAACCUGAAAAUCCCUCCUCCUCUCUAAAUCGACUUCAGCUCUGCCCCCUUCGGCUUUGCCGCUACUACGCGCAGUGCUGAAGCUGCUGUCCUGGAAAGAGCAACCUAUCAAGAGCAGGAAGCGGCAGAUCAACAACGGAAGCGACAGCGUUUUGCGACAAAUUCACUCCUACUUUGAGUGGAAAGGUGUCGAGGAACAUGCGUUCAACGCACAGGUGAAAAAAUUACCUGAUUUAACUUCUUCGCUGCUCCAACUUUUCGUCCCUACUUUGCGCAGAUUCCGGUUAGAUUUCCUUUUUGUUUGUUUGAUUCUGUUGAGAAUAGUUUUUUUUUUUUUUAAGAAACAAACAAACUAUAAAAUCUUGAGACAUGUCUCGCAAGAAGGCAGUCAAAGGCAAAGCAGCGACCAGCAGCCCGUCCGCGGGCAGCCCCGCCGGGAAAGGGACCGGGAAAUCUGCGAGAGGAAGCCCGGGCAUCGUUCAGAUGAAUGGUGUAGUCCAUCCCAGCAGACCGUCCAUCAGCAACAGCAGCGAGUUUUAUGACAUCGCUUUCAAGGUGAUGCUGGUUGGAGAUUCUGGUGUGGGGAAAACCUGUCUUCUGGUCCGAUUCAAAGACGGCGCUUUCCUGGCUGGCAGCUUCAUCUCCACUGUGGGCAUCGACUUUAGGAAUAAAGUCCUGAACAUUGAUGGAGUCAAGGUGAAGCUCCAGAUCUGGGACACAGCUGGACAGGAGCGGUUCCGCAGUGUCACUCAUGCCUACUACCGUGAUGCCCACGCUCUUCUCUUGCUGUAUGACGUCACCAACAAAUCGUCCUUUGACAACAUACAGGCAUGGCUGACUGAGAUCCACGAAUACGCCCAACAAGAUGUAGUGCUCAUGCUGCUUGGAAACAAGGCUGAUGCCACUCAUGACAGGGUGGUGAAGAGAGAAGAUGGUGAGAGACUUGCUAAGGAAUUCGGAGUUCCCUUCAUGGAGACCAGCGCCAGGUCAGGCCUCAACGUAGAGCUGGCUUUCACUGCUGUGGCCAAGGAGCUGAAGCACAGGUCCAUGAAGGAUCCCAAUGAGAAGUUUAAGCUCCAUGAGUACGUGAACAAGGAAAUGAAGGGUACUGGCUGCUGCCGGUCUUAAAAGCCUGCCCCAGUCACUCUUUGGCUCUGUGUGUGUGUGUAUGUGUGCCACUUAUUUCCAUACUGUACGUGUUCAUAUCUGGUGUGAUCAGAAAGGAGGAGUCAGCUCCAACGAGGUAUAAACCCGUUCGACCUUCUACUCGUCCAUUUUCAGACGUCUUUGUGUCAGUGCACACAAUCUCACUCUGUUGUCCUCACUAGUCUCAUUACCUUCCUGCAUCAUGUGUAUGUGCGUCUUGCUUUUCCCCACCCAUCUCCUUCUGUAGCUGUAAAUGUAGCCUAAGGUUAUAAUUGGCAAAAGGCAAAGAUGGCACACCUCAGUUAUUACCCUGUUUCAACUGCAGCUACACAAUUAUCUUCACCAUUGCCUGGUGUCCUUCUUUUAUUUUGAAGGGUCUUCUUUGUUUUGUUUGUUGCAGAGAUAAAAUGCAUGUUUUUAAAGCACUUUAAUUUCUGCAUAUAAUUAAUGUGUUAGAUGUAACUGUCAUUUUCUUCGGAUGUUACGGAUGAAUGUUCAAAUAGUAAAUGUGUAGUGAAGUGUCCUCUGUACAGUUUGUGGUCAAAUCAAUGAUUCAACAGGCUCCCUGGAGCCGGGUUAGCUCACCAGCAUACAUUUAGUCUAAGUGUUUCAGCUGUGGAUUUGGGG
This is a messenger RNA of Pelmatolapia mariae (spotted tilapia), 1790 nucleotides long. Its product is annotated as ras-related protein Rab-26-like. Lineage: Eukaryota; Metazoa; Chordata; Actinopteri; Cichliformes; Cichlidae. The transcript has 9 exons. Gene Ontology annotation, molecular function: GTP binding; GTPase activity. The record is from RefSeq and is a predicted model, not a curated record. The coding region runs from base 387 to 1145 and encodes 252 amino acids. Gene Ontology annotation, biological process: regulation of exocytosis.